AUGGGCCGAAGCGGCUACGACACGACGGGUCUGGGGGGCUUCGUGCGGCGCAACCCGCGCCCCGCCGGCGGCAGUAAGGCCGGGGAAGGGGGCCAGAAGGGCGGGACGAACGCCGUGGCCGGACAGGAGCGGACGGCGCAGACGCAGCAGUCUCACACGGCGGCGGCGGCGGGAUCGGCCUCCGCUUCGGCCAAGAACCGGGGUGGAGGUGCGGCACCGCCGAAGAAGUGA
Colletotrichum graminicola M1.001 is the source of this 231-nucleotide messenger RNA. RefSeq lists its product as uncharacterized. Bases 1 to 231 code for a protein of 76 amino acids. The transcript has a single exon. The record is from RefSeq and is a predicted model, not a curated record. NCBI's taxonomy places the organism in Eukaryota, Fungi, Ascomycota, Sordariomycetes, Glomerellales, Glomerellaceae.